This is a messenger RNA of Penicillium malachiteum, 1182 nucleotides long. Its product is annotated as glycosyltransferase family 15 protein. The record is from RefSeq and is a predicted model, not a curated record. Bases 1 to 1182 code for a protein of 393 amino acids. Gene Ontology annotation, biological process: protein N-linked glycosylation; protein O-linked glycosylation; cell wall mannoprotein biosynthetic process. Gene Ontology annotation, molecular function: alpha-1,2-mannosyltransferase activity. The transcript has 4 exons. Gene Ontology annotation, cellular component: Golgi apparatus; membrane. NCBI's taxonomy places the organism in Eukaryota, Fungi, Ascomycota, Eurotiomycetes, Eurotiales, Aspergillaceae.
AUGGCGAUUGCACGCCCCAUUCGAAUGCUGGGCGCAGUAUGUAUUCUACUUACUCUAUUUCUCAUCUUCAAUAUGCGCUCGGCGCCUCAAAAACCAUCCACAAAAUUAGUGAACGGCAUGACUCGGGAUCCCCUUCUAGACCCGACGGGUGAACCGGAAGGAGUUUUAUGGCGAGCAGACGAACAUGAUUAUUCCCCCGAUAGCGAAAAGCCAGCGCGCACCAAUGCCGCCCUGAUCUCGCUGGUGCGCAAUGAGGAGCUUCACGACUUGCUUAACACCAUGCACGACCUCGAGCGCACUUGGAACGGCAAAUUCAACUACCCCUAUAUUUUCUUCAACGACGUUCCCUUCACCGAAGACUUCAAGCAGAAGACUCAAGCUGCCACCAAGGCCAAGUGUCAAUACGAAUUGGUCCCUAAGGAGCACUGGGAAGUUCCUAGCUGGAUUAGUAUGGAUCUUUUCGAGGAAUCCGCCAAGAAGUUGGAGGAGGAGAACAUCCAAUACGCAUCCAAGGUCUCCUAUCACCAGAUGUGCCGCUGGAACAGUGGCAUGUUCUACAAGCACCCCGCCCUCGAGAAAUUGCGUUACUACUGGCGUAUUGAACCCAAGGUCAAGUUCUUCUGCGAUGUCGACUACGAUGUGUUCCGAUACAUGGAGGACCGUAACAAGACCUACGGCUUUACCAUCAACCUAUACGACGCGCCUCAGACUAUCCGUACUCUCUGGCCUACAACCAAGGAGUUUUUGGCCGCCAACCCCACUUACCUGAGCGAGAACAACAUGAUGGACUGGAUUACCGAAGACAAGAUUCGCCCCGAGCACAAUGAGAUCGCUAACGGUUACUCGACCUGCCAUUUCUGGUCCAACUUCGAGAUCGGUGACCUGGACUUCUUCCGCGGUGACAAGUACGAGUCUUACUUCCAGUAUCUGGAUCGUGCCGGUGGUUUCUUCUACGAGCGAUGGGGCGAUGCGCCAGUUCACUCUCUGGGUGUUGGUUUGUUCGCCGACGCUGACAAGGUGCACUGGUUCCGCGAUAUUGGAUACAACCACAUUCCUUACUUCAACUGCCCCAACUCACCCAAGUGUUCCGGUUGCCAAACCGCCCAUUCCUACGCUGGUGCGGACUGGCUCUCGCAGGAAGACUGCCGCCCGUCAUACUUUAAGUAUGUCGGAACUCACUAA